Coregonus sp. 'balchen' is the source of this 9806-nucleotide messenger RNA. Lineage: Eukaryota; Metazoa; Chordata; Actinopteri; Salmoniformes; Salmonidae. The record is from the annotation of a GenBank genome assembly.
AUGUUGAGGGUGAGUAGUUACCACUGGCACUACUACUAUACUGAAUCUGUCAGGAUAUCAACCCGGAUAGUCUGUGUCUCUUGACCAUGUUAGCCCGCUGAGCAAAUAUUUUUUUUCAUUUGAAUAGAAGACAGAAAUUAGUAUUGGUUUCUAUGACUAUUGCUGUAAUAUUAUGGGGGUGUGGACUGGGUGUGGACGUUAGGCUGAGAGAGAGAGAGAGAGAGAGAGAGAGAGAGGAGAGAGAGUAGAGAGACGAGAGAGAGAGAGAGAGAUAGAAGAGAGAGAGCGAGAAGAGAGUCUAGCGAUAUGGGACUAUCUAGAUUCUAUCUAGCUAGCGACGAUAGUCUUGAGAGCAGAGAAUAUCAUCCCUCUUCUCGAGCGAUUCGAUCUCGCCUCUCUCCGCAGGAUAUAUCUCUCUCGCUCUAGCUAGAGAGAUGAGAGAGAUAUGGAGACGAAAGAUGAAUCUCCUUUGCCUGCUGUUGUAGGGUUGCAAAGGGAGGGUAUAUUACUGGAAGCUUUCAAAGUAAACUACCAGAAUGUUUGUAUCUUUUGAAGGAUUUUAUGUAAUCUAGUCGUCCUUUUGGUGACUUUAGAUCAUUAUACAGUGCAUUCGGAAAGUAUUCAGACCCCUUCCCUUUUUCCACAUUUUGUUACGUUACAGCCUUAUUCUAAAAUUGAUCUACACACAAUACCCCAUAAUGACAGCUAAAUGUAAAACUAAAAAUAACUGAAAUACCUUAUUUACAUAAGUCUUCAGACCCUUUAGUAUGAGACUUGAAAUUGAGCUCAGGUGCAUCCUGUUUCCAUUGAUCAUCCUUGAGAUGUUUCUACAACUUGAUUGGAGUCCACCUCUCAGAGCUUGAGAGGAUCUGCAGAGAAAAAUGGGAGAAACUCCCCAAAUACAGGUGUGCCAAGCUUAUAGCGUCAUAUCCAAGAAGACUCAAGGCUGUAAUCACUGCCAAAGGUGCUUCAACAAAGUACUGAGUAAAAGGUCUAAAUACUUAUGUAAAUGUGAUAUUUACGUUUUUGAUUUUUUAUGAAUGUGCAAGAAUUUCUAUAAACCUGUUUUGCUUUGUCAUUAUGGGGUAUUGUGUGUAAUUUCAUCAAUUUUAGAAUAAGGCUGUAACAUAACAAAAUGUGUAAAAAGUCAAGGGGUCUGAAUACUUUCCGAAUGCACUGUAGGUGUCUGUAAUUAUCUCUGGCCCUCUCUCUGGUCUUCUCUCUGGCCUUAUGUCAAAUAUGUUAAAUAAUUAAAUAAGAUGAAAAUAGAAUGACAAAGCUGUAAAACAUGAUCCUAAAUAUAAACCAUACAUUUAUUGAAUACCUUUUGUGUUUAAUAUGAAUGUUUCAGCAUGAAAUAUAUUGUUUUUACACACUUCUAUUUAUUUUACUAUUGUCGUGGAAAUUCGAAUCAAGUGAGAGAGACUGUCAUUUCUUCAAACAAUUCAUCUUUAUUUGAUAUCGAUUAAUUAUUGCAAUAAUGGAGCUGGUCAACGACCAUCCGUAUGUGAUUCGUUGAGAGCCCAACGAUACAGGAAAUGCUGACGUCUUAUAUAGAGGACCUAAAAAUGCUUAGUCAUGGCUGGUUCCACCCCUCCCCGGCAGCUCAGGGCAUCAUAAGCUACCUUGUUUUCUUCUUGUGGCUAUGUGUAUCGGGUCAUAGCGCAUGAGCAAGUGAUAAAGUUAGUUCCGUUUCACCUCAUAUCUCCACAUAGCUGUGCCCUUGUAAGAUAGUAAAAGACAGGAUGAACUGAAAAACUGUGGUCACUCUCAGAGGCUCUUUCUCUUGACCGUGUGACCAAGUUGAACAGAAGCAAAGAUGAGGGGAGACAAUACAGGUCUGUUCUGUUAAUCUCUAAACUCGAGUCACACCAUGUCCUUGACGAAACACCCAGACCAGCUGCAGGGAGCUAGAGGGAACCAUCCUUAUGAAAAGCACAGCAUUGGUAGUUAAGAAAUCCCCUAGCAAUAGAAAGAGAUCGAUCAAUAUUCAUACAGAAAUAAUCAACAAAGCAGGUAAAUACGUUAAUUUUUCCCUGACACUAUGUCAAUAUGUAUUUACUUGUUGAAAAAAGUUAAUAGUUGGACGAGUUGCAGAGGUAAUUGAAAAUAAUACCAUUGUUGAGUGAGUGGCGCAGUGGUCUAAGGCACUGCAUCGCAGUGCUAACUGUGCCACUAGAGAUCCUGGUUCGAAUCCAGGCUCUGUCGCCGCCGGCCGCGACCGGGAGACUCAUGGGCGGCGCACAAUUGGCCCAGCGUCGUCCAGGGUAGGGGAGGGAAUGGCCGGCAGGGAUGUAGUUCAGUUGAUAGAGCAUGGCGUUUGCAACGCCAGGGUUGUGGGUUCGAUUCCCACGGGGGGCACAGUAUAAAAAAAUAUAUGUAUUCACUAACUGUAAGUCGCUCUGGAUAAGAGCGUCUGCUAAAUGACUAAAAUGUAAAUGUAAAUGUUGAUUAGAUGCUUUUUUCAUGAAUUAGUCUAUUUUCUCUUGAACCCUAACCCUAUCUACUAGAAACUCAUGGACAAUAUGGACACAGAUAGAUCCAAAUGAGUCCCGCUUUAAAUUAGGUUAAGUUGAUAAAGGCUUCAUAAAGCCUUUAUAAGCACUACAAAAAUGCUUUUCAAAUCAUCUAUAACCGUAUGUCAUGCUUUAUAAAAAGGUUCAUAAAUGUGGCAUAACCGUGUGACAUAAUCACCAAUGUCAAAUUUGACGUAACCCACUGUGUCGAAUGUGAUAUUAACAUGCGCUUUAUAAAGGGUGACAUGUUGUGCUGAAGGAUGACACACGCUCUAAAGUGAUGUCAUGUUAGUCACAUUACACCUCAUCUCGUUCCCAGACACUUCCGCCCAAAUGUGCGGAAGGUCAGGUGGACCAACGCAUCAAACUUGGCCUUCAUUAGUUAGGGUUAGGUUUAAAAUCACAUUUUAAGAAGAUACAUUGUGGAAAUGGGCAGGGUUUAGCCAUAAUUAUAACUUUUUGACUGUGUUAAGUAGUGACGAUAAAAAAUACUUUACUCAGUGUCAAUAACCAUUAAUGAUAUAUGAAAAAUAAUUGUUGAAACAUUAACAAUGAUUCAUAUUUGUUAAUAUUUAAGUGACAUUUUCAUUACAUUUGGGUUUUAAAACAUGUUCCAAGGUCAAAUAAAUGCUGCCAGUGCGAAUCACUGUAUAUGGAAUACAUAUUGGCUUACAGCAAGAACAAUUCUGGGUGCCGCAGUAAAAGUAUGUUAGGGAAUACUCAGUAGGGUCUGUAUAUGGUAUCAUUUCAUGGGGCUCUGAAUAAUACAGAGUGUUGCUGGCCUUUUACUCGAAGCACAGCCACAAUGCGUAAUAUUUUACCAUGAACACUGCAGCAGAAGCUAAGUCCUUCCUCCGCCACUCUUUCCUCCACGUGAGGCUACAAUAAAUUGAGUAUCCCCAUUCCAUUGGCGGCUGAAUCACUUCACAUGUGCACUUAAUGCACUACAGAAAACCCGCUAACCAAACAACAGUGCAGGGCAUGCUCACUGAAUUAAAGGGCAAUUACACAAAGAAAUCUUUCUUAGAUUUUUCCCAGACCUCAAAAGUCAGCCCCUAAUGUGGUUUAAGCAUUGUUGUGAACACAAAAAAUCUAAUUCUGUUGUUUUUCUAUCAAAAAAGUGUGAACAAACUGUGGUAAACCAGAAAAAAUGGGGAAAUCCGAAACCUGGAAAAACAAAACCAAGAAAACGAAAUUUGGGCAAAAACUGAUUUUAAAAGGCCCUACCAACAUGUUUUGCUGUGCAUGACAUACACUUUAGAGUGUAUGUCAUCCUGCAGCACAGCAUUUUGUGGGAUGUUGAGGUCAGGUCCAAUAUUGACUCUGCACCCAAGAGGGAAAGAGGUUGGGCCAUCCUAGAAAUGUUUUAGUGAAAUAUAAUAUAACACUUAACAGACACUUUAUCCAAAGCCACUUACAGUCAUGUGUGAAUACAUUUUACGUAUGGGUGAUCCUGGGAAUCGAACCCAAUAUCCUGACGUUGCAAUACUCUACCAAGAUGCAUGACAGGGUUAUAAAUGCUUUGUGAAGCCUCAAUUUAAUAUGAUUUAUAAGGCCUUUAUUAAGCGGUGCUUAUGCCACCCUUUAUAAAGCACAGGUUUAUGUAAUAUUUGACAUUGUGGGUUAUGUCACAUUUGUUAUUGGUGGUUAUGCCACAUUUAUGAACACUUUAUAAAGCAUGGCAUACUGUUAUAAAUGAUUUGUAACACAUUUAAGUAGUGUUUAUGAAGCCUUUAUAAGCUGCACGUCAUUUAAAGCGGGACCAAAAAAGGAAUACUAUACAUGAAUACAUUUUUUAAGUUAAUAUAAAUUAGUAUAGUUAGUAUAAAUGACCAAAGUUACAAUAUAUUGCCAUUGAUUUUCUGUUAAUUACCAAAAUUACUGAAGAUUCCAGUAGCUUUGGUAAAGUACCAGUAGCUUUGCAACCCUACCUCUGUGUGAGGAUGGUUUUGUGUGUCAGUGAAUGUGUGACUGUACAGUAUCAUUGAACAGUGCCUCUGUCAGAGCAACUGUAGCAUUAUGUGUCACUUGGCUUCCUAGGUGAGUUGUGUCUGAAUUACCUCACCUUGGGCUAGAGUCAGCACUCUCCACCUCUCACUAAUUAGUUACUGACAGAGACAGCUCUGCCACCAUGAUGAAACCAAAUGGCCUGGUGGAGUGUGUGUGCAUGUGUGUGUGUGUGUGUGCCCAUCCGUCCGUCCUCUGGUCCCCUUCCCUCUGGCAGAGGCAGUAAGGAGUUGUUAAUGAUCAGGUCACUGAGGUGGCGCAACACAGGGAUUUCUACACUGACCUCUCUCUCUCUCUCUCUCUCUCUCUCUCUCUCUCUCUCUCUACCCUCCUCUCUCUCUGUUACUCUCUCUGCUCCGUCCCUGUCCUAUUGUGCCCUCCCUUACCUGAACCUCUCUUUAUUUCCCCCCUUCUCUCUCUCUCUCUCUCUCUCUCCCUACCUAUUUCUAUUUUCUAUAGCUGAUGAAAAUGCAACCUUUUGUGUAAAUCCCCUCUGGGGUCUUGAUGAUGGUCAGUCGCUCUCGCUCUUUCGCUCUUUCGCUCUCUCUCUCUCUCUCUCUCUCUCUCUCUCUCUCUCUCUCUCUCUCUCUCUCUCUCUCUCUCUCUCUCUCUCUCUCUCUCUCUCUCUCUCUCUCUCUCUCUCUCUCUCUCUCUAUCUAUCUAUCUAUCUAUCUAUCUAUCUACCUACCUACCUACAGUAUAUAUAUCUCUCUCUCUAGAUAAAAUUGAUGAUGAUUUUGAGAUGAGCAUUGUGUGUCAUCGGCCAGAAGGGCUGGAUAAACUGGAGGCUCAGACCAACUUCAGCAAGAGAGAGCUACAAGUCCUUUACCGUGGCUUCAAAAACGUAUGUAGUCAAUAUACCCAUAUCACUCCAUUUCUUCAUUACUUCAUCACUUAGUGUCUGUCACUGAUGUCUGUCUGUGGCUGAUCUCUCUCUUUUUUCUCUCUGUCUUUCACUCUCUCUCUUCUCUCUUUCUAUUUCCACCGCAGGAGUGCCCUAGUGGUGUGGUGAAUGAGGACACCUUCAAACAGAUAUAUGCCCAGUUCUUUCCCCAUGGAGGUAGGAAAUUGGUUUGUGUCUGUGUCUACAUAACAUUUAAAGGUGUUGACUUGUGUAGUGGAUAUGUCGUGUAAGCACAAAGAGUAACACAAAUCUCUCUUCUCUCCAAUGCUCUGCAGAUGUCAGUUCCUACGCACACUACCUGUUUAACGCCUUUGACUCAGCACACAGCGGAUCCAUCAAGUUUGAGGUUAACAUUCCUCUGCCGUCUCUCAAUUUCCCCCCUCUCUCUCUCUCCCCCUCUCUCUCCAUCUCUCUUUCUCUCUCACAAUUCUCAGAUCACUCGCCCUUUGUGUAUUCCAUGCUGGAUCAUUCUUCCUCUUGUUGUCCCUGUGACAGUGUCUCAUUCUGUCAUUCUCUCCCUCCUCCAGGACUUUGUCAUGGCUCUGUCCAUCUUACUGAGGGGUUCAGUGAGGGAGAAGCUGACGUGGACUUUCAACCUGUAUGACUUCAACAGAGAUGGCUACAUCAACAAGGAGGUGUUUGUGUGUGUGUGUGUGUGUGUGUGUGUGUGUGUGUGUGUGUGUGUGUGUUUAUGUAUGAAGUACAUUUCUAAAUAAUGAUGUGUUUUGUUUCAUCAUUCAACAUCCACUGACAGACAAACUGUGCUUUUGUGUGUAUUACAGGAGAUGACAGACAUCGUCAGAGCGAUAUAUGACAUGAUGGGGAAGUAUACAUACCCAGCACUGAAGACAGACACUCCCAAACAACAUGUGGAUGCUUUCUUCCAGAAGAUGGACAAGAACAGAGAUGGAGUAGUCACUCUGGAUGAGUUCAUUCUGUCCUGCCAGGAGGUAAACUGGAGUUAUCUGGAGUUAUAUGAUUAUCACUGGCUCUAUGCACACUCACUGGACUCUACCCACACACUCACACAUACUUACACUGACACUCCAACACACACAUACACACACACACACACACACACACACAUAGACACACUUUCACACUCAUCACAUACGCUGCUGCUACUCUGCUCAUUAUCUAUCCUGAUUGCCUACUCACUUUUACCCCUACCUACAUGUACAUAUUACCUCAAUUACCUCCUACCCCUGCACAUUGACUGGGUACCAGUACUCCUUCUAUAUAGCCUCAUUAUUGUUAUUUUAUUGUUUUACUAUUCCCUUUUUUUAUUUAGCAAAUAGUUCUUACUUUUUAACUCUGCAUUGUUGGGAAAGGGCUUGUAAGUAAGCUUUUCACUGUAAAUUCUACACCUGUUGUGACAAAUAAAAUUAGAUUUGAUCCUUAAACAUCCCUCCCACUUAAUCCUGUCUAAUACUAUUGUAGUUUGAGGGUUUUAGAUGGUGGAUGGAUCACUCUCUAUGUAGACGAAUACUGGCUGGAGACUGAUUACUCUUAUGCAAAUGUAAUGAUCAACUGACCAUUUUCACCGCCAUUAGGACUGCACGUUUCAACUCAAAUACUUCCUGUACUCUUCCAACCAUCAACAAACAUUUGACCAAUCAGAAUAGAGCAACGUAGUCGAUAAUCAAUUAUCAUUACAAUUCCAAACACUUUUGAGUAGUUUGUUAUUUUAGAACUACACAACAGUGACUUAGAAAAUAAUAUAACUUAGAAAAUAAUCCUACACUAUCAUUUUCCCCUUCUGUUGGUCUUUACACUUUACCAGACAGGGCAGAGAAAGCGAGACACCCCAUUCCCUCAUUUUUUUCUGGUAUGGCGGGGCGGGUGGAGAGAGCAAUAAGUAGACCAGAGCCAUUGGUCUCACAGCACUGCCAUAACGCAGUUUCUCUGGAUCCCAGCAAGGUCAGAUUCCCCCCCACUAAUUUGUUUUUUAUGCGUCAGCCAGACAGCCACUCACAAAGUAUAGACUACCGAUCACUGUCCAUGGUGCUGAAAUUGCUACAUUCCAUUUGUACAUUUUAGUCAUUUAGCAGAUGCUCUUAUCCAGAGUGACUUACAGUUAGUGAGUGCAUACAUUUUUCAUACUGGCCCCCCGUGGGAAUCGAACCCACAACCCUGGCGUUGCAAGCACCAUGCUCUACCAACUGAGCUACAGGAGGCCUGUCUACAUGUCUAUGCGGCUGCCUAUUGAAUCGAUAGGCUUUCUGUGGUGCCAGGGCAUGUAGCCUUUAGCUUUGCUUUAGCUAAUGGAUAAAUGUUUAUUGGUAGGCCUAUUUGGUUGUAAUUUUCUCAUGUUAAGCCUAAAAUGUCAUGAAGCGAUAUACACGGUGUCGCAAUCCUUCCAUUUAAACUGCUGGCUGGUGAAAAUAAUGUAAUUACUUGUUCAGUAAUUAAAGUUGGAAAUUCAAAAAUUGCAGAUUGUAAAAUAAAUGUUCGAUGCAACAGCUACGAAUUUAUUUUUGUUUUAAUAUACAGCUGUCCUGUAUAGCCUACCUGAAGCUGCAUGACAUGAGCCAUCCUCGGGCUCUCUCCCAGCUUGGAUAGAACAUUGUUGUGCUUAAAACCAGUCUAUUAAUGCCUAAUAAUACAGUCAGUCCACCCUCAAAACACUAGCUUACUAGGGACGGAUUCAUUAUGCAGUGUAGCCUACUAUUUAUAGCUAUAUACCGUAUUUAGCUGCUAUUUAUAAACGUUUUAUAACAAUUAGGGAAAAAGUAGUAGGCUUGAGGAUAAAUUCUGCGGCUGUUUAUUGUUGAACUCAGCGGGUUUUGUCUGGCUAAUAACCUACACAAAUGGGCUGCAGUAUUCAAGGUAAAUUAAAUUGAAUCAAAUAAAAUGUCAUCCAAUUUGAGAGACUCCCCUGGUCUCCUGAAGUCAUCCUUGCUUUCUCUGUCUGCGUCUCUUUUUCUAUUUUUUUCUCUUAGAAUAAAGUAUAUUUGUAUAUCUGUACUCUCUUUUCUUUUUAUGUAGAGGCCUAUAGUAGCUACAGUAUGCGACUGCGUCGCCUUGCAUUUUUGUGAGCAAAUGUUUUCACCACCGCCUGUAGGUCCAGGUUGCGCGCCCGACUGUUUCCUAUACUGAGUAUUGCCAACCCAGACAGUCUUUCCUGAGACGUUGUGCAUUAUAUGCUCAUGGCGCUGCACACAAUUUAAACUUAUUUUUGAAUGAUGCAUGCCAAGCUAUACCAGAGAUAAGGGACUGUUGAUAUUUCAACCACACAACUCAAACGCCGGUUUACCAGUAUGAAAGAAAUCGCAAACUGCUUUUUUUGUUCAAGCCCUCAAGAACUGUUGUCCUCUAAAGAUGAUCAUAUGUUUGUAUCUGCAAAUGUAUUGGCUAUCCAGAUGACCUGUCCACAGAGCUUCUUAUACAGUUAAUCCCUUUCUUGAGGCCGGCAAUUAAGGAGAAUGAGAGGCUCAAUUAAAGAUGUUGCAGAACUGCUGUAUUAGAAGCACAGCUCCCUCCUGCCCAGUUUACCUGAUGUUGUCAUGGUAUUCAAGCUGUUUUUACCAUCCCUGUAACUGUUGCUUCUGUGGAGAGAUUAUUUUCUAAACUAAAACUCAUAAAUAACUAAUUAAUAAGCAUUAUGCUCUCGGUCUGAUAUGCGCUUUUGAACACCUGAGUAAGCUCCAGGCACUGGCGCGGUCAUAACCGUGGGCAUUUUUUCACCGAUAUCCCCUUUCAAUAAGUUAAUUUUUUUUCCCUUUCAAGGCCUGAGGCACUUUUUCAGUCACAUUCCUGAAGCCCAAGAAACAAACACUUAUCUUCCUAGUACAUAUGGAAAUUAAAAAGGUUUAUGAACAACUUUUUGGAGGGUUACUGUCAAAAUUAUUUCGAUGACAGGCGCAUGGGCACCCAGAGCUCAUCAUGGCAUUUGUAGUACAUUAUGAUAGCCACGUUAGCAGCUAAUUAACAUUUCAUUUUUUGGGGGAUAAAUACAGGUCAAUAUAUUGAUUAAAGUCACCUUGUCCUAGAGAUUUACAUGCUUAUCAAAACGUCAUGCCAGGGUAAGCCUACACAAAACACAGCCCUUAUUUUCAGUUUCUAAAAUCCCCUAUGGGAAAAAUGAAUGGUGGAAAAAUGAUUGGAACCCUUUCCUUUUUUGACUGCUAGGUUUUAUGGGUAUUAUGACUCAUAAUGUGGUACUCUAUUUUAAACUGCUUUAACCUCUUCUAAGUCUUUGUUGCCCCCUAGUGGUACUUAUAUGAUGCAGUCAGAGGACUCCACUGAGCACUGUAUGUGCAAGUUCAGAGGUGUUACUGUUAUUUUCCUCCUGAUCAGUUUUCUCAUUUUUUUCAUACUUUCUUUUCCAGGAUGAAAACAUCAUGAGGUCCCUGCAGCUUUUCGAAAACGUCAUAUAG